Populus trichocarpa (black cottonwood) is the source of this 720-nucleotide messenger RNA. RefSeq lists its product as uncharacterized. The record is from RefSeq and is a predicted model, not a curated record. The transcript is spliced from 2 exons. Bases 1 to 720 code for a protein of 239 amino acids. NCBI's taxonomy places the organism in Eukaryota, Viridiplantae, Streptophyta, Magnoliopsida, Malpighiales, Salicaceae.
AUGAGUCGUCGUCUUUUUCUUCGAAUCGCAAAUGCAGUGGAAGCUCACAAUCCAUAUUUCAAACAAAGAACAGAUGCUCUUGGUGUUCUUGGUUUAUCUUGCCUUCAAAAGGUAACUGCAGCUCACAGGAUACUUGCAUAUGGUAUUCCUGCAGAUCUUAUUGAUCAAUAUCUUCGAAUUGGGGAAACCACUGCGAUUGAAAGUCUUAGAGCUUUUGUCAAAGCAAUCGUAGUUGGUGAUUGGUAUCUAAGGGCACCAAACGAGGCCGAUAGUUGUCGAUUAUUAUCAAUUGGAGAGUAUCAUGGAUUUCCAGGGAUAGGUGGUGGCUUCACAAGAUCUUUGGAUAUGGCAUGCCUUUUUGGAAUGCCUGGAUUACUGAAUGAUAUUAAUGUUCUUGAUCGGUCACCUAUCUUCGUUGCACUUGCUGAAGGUCGUACUGCUCCUGUCAAUUAUACAAUUAAUGGGCAUGAAUAUACAAUGGGAUACUAUUUAACAUAUGGGAUUUAUCCUAAUUGGUCAACCUUUGUUAAGACAAUCCCAAGACCAUUAGGAGCAAAGCGAAAAUAUUUUGCAAGUAAGCAAGAGUCUGCAAGAAAGGAUGUGGAGCGGGCAUUUGGGGUGCUCCAAUCUCGUUUUGCAAUUGUACGUGGACCUGUUCGAUACUGGGAUGAAGAAACGCUUGCAAAUAUUAUGAAAGCUUGUAUAAAAUGCAUAAUAUGA